Molecule: messenger RNA, 1821 nt
Organism: Adineta steineri
Lineage: Eukaryota; Metazoa; Rotifera; Eurotatoria; Adinetida; Adinetidae
Source: the annotation of a GenBank genome assembly
AUGAAUAGUUCAAUUCAUUCAUCAGUAUCAACGUCAUCUGACGACGUUAUUUUACCUUCAAUUAAUAAUCAUAUUAAUCAUAAUCAUAUAGAAUUAACAAAUAAAUCACUUAAACGUAAUCGAUCACCAAGUUUAACACGAGAUGAUGAUAAUAAUGAUACAAAUCAUUCAUCAACAACAACCACAGAUACACCAACAAAGAAAAGUCGAAAAAAACGAACAACAACGGAUAUUGAUCAAAGUCUAGGAAGACAUUUAUCAGCCGAUAGUUUACAUGUCUAUCGAUGGCCAACAGGUGAACCACAUGCUGAAUUACAUGUAUUACAAGAACAAAUCUGUGAUUAUCUAUCACUUAAAUCAUUUAAACGAAAAUAUCCUGAUAUUUACCGACGAAUUGUUGAUUUACAUGAACGAGAAUAUUUAAAAUCGCAAAAUGUUGUCACUGAAACACAAUGUGAUCUUGGUUUAACAGCACUUAAACUCGAUGAAGUCUUAGAACUUAUGUCAACUGAUUAUCCAGAAAAAUGUCAUCAAUUCAAUCAUGCAUGGCAACAAAAACGUCGUACACUUGUUGCAACUAAUAAUAAUGGUACCUCUGUAUCAUCCCUUAUGUCUAUAGCAAAUGCAAAUCCAUCCUUAAUAACAUCAUCAAAUACUCAGCCAAAUCAUUUAUUAGAUAAUGGAGAUAAGAACCGCGUUUCCAAAUUUCGACAAGAUUUAAUACGUUCAACAGUAGAUUUUAAUACGCAAUUACAACGAGAAAGACUUCAAGAUCGUAAAGCAUGUUUUGAUCUUCAAACUAUGCAAAUACAUUAUCCUGCAAAUAGACAACUUCGAUUACCAUCACAUUUAACAAAAAUUGGUUCUUAUCCAUUAGCACUUUUACCUGGACAAUAUCAAGAUUCUUGUAUAAAAUAUAAAUCAGAGGAAUUAAAAUAUAUGCCUAUAAAUACUGCACUUUAUUAUUAUCCAAAACCACUUUCACUUGUUCAGACUGAACGUUUUUCACAGCAGACAGCAUCAAGUGAUGAAGAAGAUGGAAAUUCUUCAACGACUCGUCCUGUUCAUUCAAAUCUUUCAAUUCAACAACGUCCUUCAACACCACAAUCACCUCUUCUAGUCAACGGAAUUGGUGGUACACCAUCAUUAUCACGUGUAACUAAACCAUCAACACCAAUAUCUGUGAACAGUCAUUCAAAUCUAUGUCAUAUAUGUAAAAUAACGCAAGAUGAAUAUGAUGAAGAAUUAGUAACAUGUACUAGUUGUAAUCAUCAUUUUCAUCCUGUUUGUCUUGAUGUUAAUAAUGAAAUGUUGAGUAUAAUUAAAACAUAUCCAUGGCAAUGUAUUGAUUGUAAAAGUUGUGCUAAAUGUAAUAAAACACAUGAUGAAGCUAAUAUGAUGUUCUGUGAUCGAUGUGAUCGUGGUUAUCAUACAUAUUGUGUUGGUUUAGAAGCUAUUCCAGAAGGAUCAUGGCAAUGUUCAGCUUGUGAUUCACCAGCACAACCACCUCCCUCCUCAUCACCUGUGCCUGUAAUCAAAGGAAAACGUGGUCGACCUUCAAGUACCAGUCGAUUAUCUCCACAACAAUCAACGAAUUCUCCUAAAACCGAAAGUGUUCCUACACGUGUUUCAUCACGUCGUAGUCGUCAAAUUAUAUCAACACCUUUAUCCCCAUCAAAUAAUACCAAUCAUUCAUCCAAUUCAUCUUCUAUGGAUGUAUCUACGACGAACAGUUCUUCUAUGAAUCUCAUAUUAACUCGACAUCAACAACAAUGGACCACAACUCCAACAAUCACACCUGAAAUAAAAAGCAAAACCUAA